GGAAGAAUGAUUCGCACGUGCGACGGCGAGCUGAAAGCAAGCCAUAAGCGGAUCCGAAGCUUGUCUGGCACGUGAGACGACUCCUGUCAUGCUCUGGUUCCCACCGCUUUACUCAUUACCUGCUUCCGUCUCCCCGAAAUCCUCCUCCGUCAGACAACUCCUCCACUGAAUUCAGUUCUUAUACCAAAAUCGUGUUUGAGGAAUUAGGGCAGUGGAUGGUUCGAGUCGGAUGCUGUGAUUCUGCGACUGAUUUGUGGUCGUCGACUUCGUCUUCUUCAGGUUGCAGGUUGAGGCUUUGCGAAAAAGGUUAUUAUAGGAUGGAGCAAGCCUAAUGAUCUCUCAAUUUUUUACGUAAAUUGGAGACUUGAGAACUACACGGGGAGCAAGCAGCAUUCCAGGCUUCUAGGCUGAACUCACAAGGCCUCUAAGCUGAAACCACAAUGAUCCAAAAACUUGAAGAGUGAGAAGAUUUUUUGGAGAGAAGAAUUUAGUGAUACCCAAAGUAAAAGAACUGUUUAAUAUAUAUAUCCGUAGGCUUCAGAAGAGAGUUGCUGGGGCAGUUAUUGGAUGAUGGACUCGUGUGAUUGCAUUGACUCACAAUGGUCUACAGAAGAGCUUCUAGUGAAAUAUCAAUAUAUAUCAGACUUCUUCAUCGCCCUUGCUUAUUUCUCUAUUCCCUUGGAACUUAUUUACUUUGUACAAAAAUCUGCUUUUUUCCCAUAUAGAUGGGUGCUAAUGCAGUUUGGGGCUUUUAUUGUUCUUUGUGGAGCUACUCACCUUAUAAACUUAUGGACCUUCUCUAUGCACUCUAAAACUGUUGCUGUGGUGAUGACGAUUGCCAAAGUUUCUUGUGCUGUUGUAUCAUGUGCAACAGCUUUGAUGCUGGUUCAUAUUAUUCCUGAUCUGUUAAGUGUUAAAACUCGGGAACAGUUUUUAAAGAAUAAGGCUGAAGAGCUGGACCGGGAGAUGGGUCUUAUCCUUACUCAAGAAGAAACUGGAAGGCAUGUCAGAAUGCUGACCCAUGAAAUUAGAAGCACUCUUGACAGGCAUACCAUAUUGAAAACAACUCUUGUUGAGCUGGGAAGGACUUUAGGCCUGGAGGAAUGUGCUCUGUGGAUGCCAUCACGGACUGGUAUGAACUUGCAACUUUCUCACACCCUAAAUCAUCAGAUGUCUGUUGGAUCUACUGUGUCAAUCAACCUUCCUAUAGUCAAUGAAGUCUUCAACAGUGCUGGAACAAUAAGAAUACCAUAUACCUGCCCACUUGCGAGGAUCAGACCUCUUGUGGGAAGAUACUUGCCGCCUGAGGUUGUCGCUGUGCGGGUACCUCUUUUACAUCUUUCAAAUUUCCAGAUUAAUGACUGGCCUGACCUCUCCGCAAAAAGUUAUGCAGUGAUGGUUUUGAUUCUCCCGACAGACAGUGCCAGAACAUGGCGAGAUCAUGAGCUGGAACUCGUAGAAGUUGUUGCAGACCAGGUAGCUGUUGCUCUUUCACAUGCUGCGAUUCUAGAAGAAUCUAUGCGAGCCCGUGAUCAGCUUAUGGAGCAGAAUGUUGCUUUAGAUUUAGCUCGACGAGAGGCAGAGAUGGCAAUCCAUGCUCGUAAUGAUUUCCUAGCUGUAAUGAAUCAUGAAAUGAGAACUCCAAUGCAUGCCAUCAUUGCUUUGUCUUCUCUUCUUUUGGAGACUGAACUCACUCCUGAACAAAGAGUAAUGAUAGAGACCAUAUUAAAAAGCAGCAACCUUCUGGCAACUCUUAUUAAUGAUGUUCUAGAUCUAUCUAGACUCGAAGACGGUAGCCUAGAAUUAGAACUUGGAACAUUCCACCUCCAUGGGGUUUUCAGAGAGGUCAUUAAUUUGAUCAAGCCUGUUGCGUCUGUAAAGAAGUUAUCAGUGAGUUUGAUCUUGGCCCCAGAUUUGCCUCUGUGUGCGGUUGGUGAUGAGAAGCGUCUUAUGCAGACACUCUUAAAUGUUACGGGUAACGCUGUAAAGUACACAAAGGAGGGAUAUGUUUCACUUAUAGCUUCUAUUGCAAAUCCUGACUCUCUAAGAGAUUGGCAAACUCCUGAAGCUUAUCCUGUAUCAAGUGAUGGUCACUUCUUCUUACGUGUGCAGGUUAAGGAUUCUGGUUGUGGUAUCAUGCCUCAAGAUAUUCCGCACAUUUUCACCAAAUUUGCUCAUUUUCGAAAUGGAUCAAAUCAAAGUAACAGUGGUGCAGGUCUUGGGCUUGCCAUCUGUAAACGGUUUGUAUGUCUCAUGGGGGGUCACAUUUGGAUUGAAAGUGAGGGCCUGGAUAAAGGCAGCACAGUUACAUUUGUUGUCAAACUUGGGAUAUGCAACAAUCCAGAUGAAUUAUCAGCACAACAGAGUGCACCUAGAAGAGCAAAUCAUGGAAGUGCAGAGCUUGCUGGUCAUAAAACAGUUAUUAGAGAUAAUGAACCGCGUUACCAGAGAAGUUUUUAAGCAAAAGAUGUUCUAGCACCACAGGAUCCAGCUUGUGUUAGUAUUGGUUUUCCUUCUUGAUAUUAGUUUUUCAGUCACUGAGCUAGCGGGGGUGUUGCAAGAAUCUUAACAUCAGGCCCAAGCAGGAUCAUUGAUUGUAGAGGUGAUGAAAGACUGCGUAUAUGUAACCUUUGGCAUGAUUUUAGUGCAAGUGUCGUAUAGAAUUAAUUUCUUUUGUGCUGGGUGUUGGAUAUGAUUUAACACAAUACAUGAAAAAACAUUCCAAGUUGGAAAGAUCAAGAGGUCACUGGUGAGAGUUGGAUGAUGUAUUUUUCACGUUGAAAUGAAAGCAUGCUGCUCGAAAGCUUGACAUGUAGUCUUCUCAA
Molecule: messenger RNA, 2825 nt
Organism: Malania oleifera
Lineage: Eukaryota; Viridiplantae; Streptophyta; Magnoliopsida; Santalales; Ximeniaceae
Product: probable ethylene response sensor 1
Exons: 7
Coding region: 568-2460 (630 amino acids)
Biological process (GO): signal transduction; phosphorylation
Cellular component (GO): endoplasmic reticulum
Molecular function (GO): phosphorelay sensor kinase activity; protein binding; ethylene receptor activity
Source: RefSeq, a predicted model, not a curated record